Coregonus clupeaformis (lake whitefish) is the source of this 2520-nucleotide messenger RNA. RefSeq names its product cyclin-Y-like protein 1. Gene Ontology annotation, molecular function: cyclin-dependent protein serine/threonine kinase activator activity; protein kinase binding. The coding region runs from base 933 to 1970 and encodes 345 amino acids. Gene Ontology annotation, biological process: regulation of canonical Wnt signaling pathway; regulation of cyclin-dependent protein serine/threonine kinase activity. Gene Ontology annotation, cellular component: plasma membrane. The record is from RefSeq and is a predicted model, not a curated record. The transcript is spliced from 10 exons. Lineage: Eukaryota; Metazoa; Chordata; Actinopteri; Salmoniformes; Salmonidae.
GUGUGUUCGGAGUAGAUGGUGGUGGUGGCGGGUAGCGGAUCGCAGAACUGGCGGGUGGAGAGGAGGGGAUAACGGAGGUUCUUCAAUCCGAAAGUUGUGAGAUCGACAAUGAACUUCAACAAGACUUGACCAGAUUACAUUCGCUAAAUGAUUUGAAGCUCUCCGGUUUUGAUUUCUUUGUCAAGCAGGCAGCUAGGUUAGUUUGUAGGCCUCAAGCCUCGGGAUAAAGUUGUCGUCUGAUCCUGAGAUUGGGAAUCCAAGAAGGGACUGGCGUGAGAGAGCUACCUCGGACAAUUGGGAAUCCCUGUUCGGAAACUAUUGGGGAUCGAUGCUUGGAAGAACUAGCUAGUGGUAUAUGAGUGGAGUCGUUUUUUAAUUGUUUAAACGGCAGCUCCGGAGGCGUUGAUGCAUAUUGGCAAAGUUAAAGGGACUAGCUAACUAGUUAAUCGCCCCUACAGACAAUGUCCCAUUGCUGCUAGCUUGCUGGCUAGCUGAUUUUGCUAGCAAAGGAAUGGAUGAAUGGGCAACCGCUUGUAAUGCUCGGAUUUAAACAGCUGGUUGAUGACCUCAGUGUUAGAAAUCAUUUGUGUAGUUAGUUAGCAACUGUGUAAAUAAUAGAGCAUACUAGAACAAACAUCGAUUUUUAUUUUGCUGUACAGCCAGAAAUCUGAUUCAUGGUGCGGACGGAGCACACACUCAGAUGGACAGGAGUGCAAUUUAUUGACAUUACUGGUCAGCAAUUUAGUUUAUAAUUUAAGUGUUUCUCUCAUCUGUUUUCAUUAUCGACUUGUUUUUUUAGAAUCAUAGGACAUAGCUAAAUCAUAGGCUUAUGUAAUGUAGUUGUAUGUAGCUGUAAAGCUAGCUAUCUGGCAUCCUUGAUUUGAAGGAAUUUUGCACUACUUAAAUAGUGUUGAGGUUAUCCCUGGUUUGGAAUGGGGAAUACGGUAUCAUGCUGCGUGUCGCCCGAGGGGAGCCCAAAGCUACCAAGGCAACCGGCGGACCGCCAUGAAGACUACCAAAUAAUCACGGACGUGAGUGAUGACACCGGCCCGUACCUGCAGCACAUCAGCGACAGAGAGGUGCCAGACGAACUGGCCCAGGAGUCCAACCCAUCAGACCAUGCCCGAGCCAGCACAAUCUUCCUCAGCAAGUCCCAGACAGACAGUGAAUUGCGAGACAAGAGGAAAAGCAAUCACAUAAACCAUGUUAGUCAUACCUCUCCUGGCCCUCUCUCUAAGAAGUACAGUUCCUGUUCCACCAUCUUUAUAGAUGACAGCACGGUCAGCCAGCCUAACUUGAAAAGCACAAUAAAAUGUGUCACAUUAGCAAUAUACUACCACAUUAAAAACAGGGACUCCGACAGGUCACUGGACAUUUUUGAUGAGAAGAUGCACCCUUUAUCGAGAGAGCAGGUUCCUGAUGACUACUCUCGUACGGACCCUGAGCACAAACUCAUCUACCGCUUUGUCAGAACUCUGUUCAGCGCUGCACAGCUCACUGCGGAGUGUGCCAUCGUCACCUUGGUGUACCUGGAGCGUCUGCUGACCUACGCUGAGAUAGACAUCGGUCCGUGCAACUGGAAGCGUAUCGUACUGGGCGCCAUCCUGCUGGCGUCUAAGGUGUGGGACGACCAGGCCGUGUGGAACGUAGACUACUGCCAGAUCCUCAAAGACAUCACUGUGGAGGACAUGAACGAGAUGGAGCGUCACUUCCUGGAGCUGCUGCAGUUCAACAUCAACGUCCCGGCCAGUGUUUACGCUAAGUACUACUUUGACCUGCGAUCUCUGGCCGAGGACAACAACCUCUGCUUUCCCCUCGAGCCACUCGGCAACGAGAGGGCACAGAAACUGGAGGCCAUCUCCAGACUGUGUGAAGACAAGUACAAGGACCUGAGCCGAGCGGCCAUGAGGAGGUCCUUCAGCGCUGACAACCUGGUGGGCAUCCGCCGCUCCAACGCUGUGCUCUCAUAGGCCAGCCACACUUCAUCGCUGUUCUCUCAUUAGUCAGCGACACGUCACUCCCAACACUGUUCUCUCAUUGGAUAGCCACACUCCCAACAUUGUGCUUUCACUUGACAGACACAAUGGUCGAGUUCGUUUCGCAUGGCCCUGUGCCCCGGGUGGGUAGAGUUUGCUCAUUUUAGACUAUUCCAUUGGUCCUUGAGUGAAAUCUCCACCCACCCGGAGCACCGAGCCAUGCAAAAUGAACUCCACCAAUAUCUGACCUCUACAGCCCAACCAACACUCCCAGGAUACCCGCCCCAAACCCUCUUACAAACCCCUCUGAGAGACUGGUCAUGGGCAGCACCAUAGGCCCACUCUCCCCUGCCUGUCUCAGACCUUGUGUGCAAAAUCACUUCUUCACUACAUAGAGAGAAAAAAAGACUCUGGGUUUUUUUGGUAUAUAUUUUGUUGUUUUUUUGCUUACUAUGUAGGCUACUAGCUGUAAAAUGUACCUGUUUUUAAAUUGAAAAGAAUUUGCAGAUGGAGUAUUUUAAAUAAACACUAAUCAUGUAACAAA